Messenger RNA from Nyctereutes procyonoides (raccoon dog), 411 nucleotides. RefSeq names its product prostate and testis expressed protein 13-like. The coding region runs from base 1 to 411 and encodes 136 amino acids. The transcript has 3 exons. NCBI's taxonomy places the organism in Eukaryota, Metazoa, Chordata, Mammalia, Carnivora, Canidae. The record is from RefSeq and is a predicted model, not a curated record.
AUGGUCCUCAGACUGUUGCAGUUGCUUCUGCUGGGCAUAUUAACAUUGGUCUUCACGAAAGAAGGGAUUCGAUUUUGCUAUGAAUGUAACUCCUUUGAUGGAUUCCAGUGCCGUGUUCCCAUGAAACACUGCUGGAAGUUUAAUAUAUUCUCAAAAAACAACAGGAGUUGUACCACAGAGCACUAUUACUAUUAUCAUCGAGUUACAGGGAGAUACUUUUAUCAUUAUACACGACUGUCUUGUAAAGUUUGUGAAGAGGGAAUGGUCCAAGUAUUCCAUGACUUACUGAAAGAGACGCAUUGCUGCACUGAUAAACCCUUGUGUAAUACCGGACAUGAUAUUGUGGAUAAGUCAUUACUGUAUGGAGAAGAUAAAUAUAACUCUAUUCAUGAUGAUAUCCCAGAAAAUUAA